Molecule: messenger RNA, 1035 nt
Organism: Kluyveromyces marxianus DMKU3-1042
Lineage: Eukaryota; Fungi; Ascomycota; Saccharomycetes; Saccharomycetales; Saccharomycetaceae
Product: MINDY family deubiquitinase
Exons: 1
Coding region: 1-1035 (344 amino acids)
Biological process (GO): protein K48-linked deubiquitination
Cellular component (GO): cytosol; cell periphery
Molecular function (GO): cysteine-type deubiquitinase activity; cysteine-type carboxypeptidase activity; K48-linked deubiquitinase activity
Source: RefSeq, a predicted model, not a curated record
AUGGAAUUUGAGACAAAAACAAUUAAGGUUGAUGGGCUUACCAGAAACAUACUAGUACAAAAUGAGAACGGACCAUGUGCAUUGGUAGCGUUGACGAAUGUGUUGGUGUUAUCACCUCAGCACAAGAUUGAUGCUGAAGAAUUGAUCCACUUAAUAAAUUCCAAUAGAAAAGUGACGUUGCAAGAUUUGAUAACGACGUUGGCUAACAUUGGUGUUAUGAUGGAUAACGGACAAUCUGAGGACGUUAAUGAGCUCUUGCAGCUCUUACCACAACUACACACAGGGCUCAAUGUCAACCCUGCUUUCAAUGGUACAUUCCAUGAUGACCAAGCGUUGGCAUUAUUCAGGCUUUUCCAAGUACCUUUGGUACAUGGUUGGAUUGUAGAUCCAUCCCAAAACCAACAGCAGUACCAGAGUGUCUCUCAUUACUCUUAUGAUGAUGCACAAAAUGUUCUAGUACAAGCUUAUGACAUCCAAAAAAAUGGUACUCAAGUUGAAAAUGCGGACCAGAUCUUACAAGAUGCUCAAUAUUUGAAGUCGUUUUUGGCAAGAAGUGCAACUCAGUUGACAGAGUAUGGUAUCCAACAUUUGCACCAACUGCUCCAAGAAAACUCUUACUCUGUUUUCUUCCGUAAUGACCACUUCUCUACCAUGCGUAAGAAGAACAAUGAAUUAUACAUCUUGGUGACAGAUUUAGGGUUCAAAAAUGCCUCAAAUAUUGUAUGGCAGUCACUCAAGACUGUAAAGGGAAACCACGAUUCAUUCUUUACAUCAGAAUUCCUCCCAACUUCUAUCGAUAACAUCACCAGCACUGACCCUGAUUCCAAUGCAAAUGCAAAUGCAAACGAAGGUGAGACUGACUUGACUGAUGAGCAGCUUGCUCGCAUCCUUCAAGAGGAAGAAGACGCAAGAGCCGUUAGAGACCUGUCUUCUCGCCAAGAAAGAAGAGCCGAGAGUGCCCCAACGACAUCAUCCAAAAAGUCAAAAGAUAGAAAGCUGAGACUGAAGAAGAAAAUGAAGUGCACAAUAUUGUAA